CCUUUACCUCUCGAUUGUCAUCAUCUUCAAAUCCUCCUUAUUAUGAUCAUUAUCAUCACUUUCAUAAUCAAUGUACAGCCACUCAAACCCAAAUUACACCCUUAUGUCUCCCAGUGGUUUGAGGAGAAGACGCAGCAGAUCGAGAACCUGGACGCCCAGCUGCGGAAACUCCACGCGGCAAUGGAGGGGCUGGUGGCCUACCGACGGGAGCUCGCCACCAGCACAGCCUCCUUCGCCAAGUCGGCUGCCGUCCUGAGCAGCGUGGAGGAGCACUCCGCCCUGAGCCGAGCUCUGCACCAGCUGGCCGAGUCCACGGAGAGGACGCAUACCAUUCAUCACGCUCAGGCUGAUGCGGACUUCUACCAUUUGAGUGAGACAACCAAAGACUACAUUCAUCUCAUUGGGGCUGUGAAGGAUGUAUUCCAUGAACGCGUCAAGACAUUCCAGACCUGGCAGCAUGCACAGACAAUGCUGGCCAAGAAGCGAGAAGCAAAGGCCAAGGCGGAGCUGGCUGGCCGGAUGGACAAGGUUCAGCAGGCCCAGGACGAGGUGGCUGAAUGGGAGGCAAAGGUGGAGAGAAGCCAGGAGGAGUUUGACCGCAUCUCUCGAGCCAUCAAGAAGGAGAUGGAGCAGUUUGAUAUUGUGAGAGUGAAGGAUUUCAAAGACAUGUUAGUGAAGUACUUGGAAGCUCUCAUGACCUCCCAGCAGCAAAUAAUCAAAGUGUGGGAGACAUUCCUCCCCGAAGCAAGGGCUAUUUCUUAGAGGAUCUGCCGAUUGCCUUGAGUUAAAGAAGUUGCUGCUGUAAGUUGCUGAAGAGUGGAAGUUAUUAGCAAUGAAGGAUUUUCACUUUCCAAUUUAUGCAUACUUCUUUCUUUUUUUUUUCUUUUAGCACUAGCUGAUAUGUCUGAGUCUUUUUAUUUUUUGUUUUUAUUUUUUUUCUCGUUUUUAUAUGUAUACAGCCAGUUCCCGGUGAUUCAAAUUCUUGACCAUUCCUCGAAAUUCUUUUUUUUGGUUUUUGUGAAUGUUUGAAGACGACAAAAUGCAUCUUUAUUGCUUCAAAUGAUUAUAAUGCAGCCAUUCCUAGAUGUUUAUGAAAGAUUUGCUUGUUGAUAUUUUAAGAUAUUUGGAACAUAAUAUAUUUUUUCUCUCUCCAUUUAAAAUGUUAAUGGAAAAGUGAAACUAGCAUUAAUCCAGAAUAUCAGGUAUGAGUGCUUUAAAAGAUAUCUUGUUUUUGUAGAACAAUAUAUAUAUAUGUAUUUCCUUGCAAAAGAUGUAUGAUUCUUCAUUCUUGUAGAGCUUCAGAUAGAUUUUUUUUUUUUUUUUUUUUUACCCACAGACUACCCAUUCAUUAAAAAAAAAAAUGUUUACAAUAACGUCCACUUUAACCUUACUACUGCAAGAUGGUCUGGUAUUGGAAAUCAUGAAUGGUCAUCUAAUUAUUUCAGUGAGGGGGUGAAAGUUGAUGAAAGCGUGGUGUGUGUCUGGGCUAGUUUGUUAUUUAUUUGUUCAGUUUUGAAUGAAGAAAAAGAUCUGAGUAUGAACACAUUAUUGGUGUUGAAAGUUGAAAUGUUGAUCCAGCUAAUGAAGAGCUUACAUUGCUACGUGGUAAUUAAGUGCAGUUAAUUAGAUGUGCUCGUAUUUGUGGUAUUUUCUUUUUUUCUUUUUUUUUUUUUAUUUACAUAAUCCACUUUUUGAUGUAUUUUUUCCAGAAUGAAAAGAAAAAAAAAAACAUUAUUGUAUUGUAUCUCAUAGGGUGCACUUUAGGAUGUUUGUGAAUAAGUUAAGAUUAAUUUUUUUUUUUUUUUUUUUCAAGAGGGGGGGAGGGGGAUGUAUUUUUCAGCAUUUUAUUGCUCCUAAGCUUGUUUUGCGUCCGGAAAAAGAUGGAGGGAAAUUUUGAUUUACUUCAGCUACCCCUUUUCACGUUAGAUUAAGGCGUAUUUUGAUUCUUUGGGAUUAUUUUGUUAUAUUUGUAAAACUUCCGAGUUUGUAUUUGCUAAAACCUCAUGCCAUUCAUUCUACGUUUUUUGAAUGCUCGGGUUUGUACUUUAUAUUUUGUCAUUAGAAAAGUAAAAUCUGUGCUGAAAUUGAUUGUACAGUAUAUAUAUGUAUAUGAUUGAUCACUUGAAAAAUUAUUUAAGGUGA
Molecule: messenger RNA, 2142 nt
Organism: Penaeus indicus
Lineage: Eukaryota; Metazoa; Arthropoda; Malacostraca; Decapoda; Penaeidae
Gene: Snx1
Product: sorting nexin-2-like
Exons: 5
Coding region: 43-762 (239 amino acids)
Biological process (GO): early endosome to Golgi transport
Cellular component (GO): endosome membrane; endosome
Molecular function (GO): phosphatidylinositol binding
Source: RefSeq, a predicted model, not a curated record